Molecule: messenger RNA, 3312 nt
Organism: Microplitis demolitor
Lineage: Eukaryota; Metazoa; Arthropoda; Insecta; Hymenoptera; Braconidae
Product: nucleolar protein dao-5
Exons: 9
Coding region: 844-3138 (764 amino acids)
Source: RefSeq, a predicted model, not a curated record
ACGUGCAUAAAUUACCAUAAGAUAGCGACAAGAAAAGGUAGAGGAUGAAGAAGUUGUUGAAGAGGAAGAGAGUGGAGUAGUAAGAGAGAACGGAGUAGAAUAAACACUCGGUUAUUUUAUUUUUCAUAAACGUGGGUACGUAUUCUGGUGUAGCUUUAAUACAAACAUCCAAACUCCCUCCGGCUUCAGUGAAAGAUCCGCGCUUGAGGCGAACGGGAGUACUUUUGCUACGGUGCUCUUGUUAACUCUUUAUAUUUAAUUACAAAUAUUAAUCAUCUGUUUUUAAGUGACUCAAUGUUAUCAAAUAUUUAAAUUUAAAUUAUUUAUUUAUUCAUUAAUUAAUUCUACAAAUUAUAGAUUUAAGUAUCUAAUGCUCGGACAUUAAUGCAAUUAAAAAUAAAAAACUGUAACGAUACUGUUGUGGAAAUUGUGUCAGAUAUAUGUCCAUGUCCUCAACCGGUUUCCGAUUGAUUGCACACGAUACAAGUUAAGAAAGAAAGGCCUUAUUCGGAAGCAACACUCAUAUUUAACCAGACUCAAGUUCGUUGCGUGACUCGGUCCUGUGGGCGAUCUUUUGAGCUUCACUUCACUGAUUACUCAUUUUUUAUUUUUUAUACAGAUUUGAAACAAGAGUUCGUUGACUCAAGGCUUUGAAAGCGGAACCAAUGGAUAAAUUUUUCAGCGUAGAAGGGAUUCAAGUUUUUUAUUUUGCCGAAGAAAACAGUCGUGAUGUAGAGACUACAUGACUAAAGGAGUUGAGAAAUAAAGAAGAAGAAGCAGAAGAAGAAGGAGAUAAAGAUAAAAAGUAUAAUUACUGACGUUAGUGGACUUAAAUAAUACAUAAUGAUGAAGAUGGAAGUAGUAAUGUCACCAGGAAGAUUUAAUGAUGAUGGAGCGCCGUUUAAAAAUGAAGAAAUUAGAGAAUGGUCGAGAGUUGAUCGUCUAACGGGGAUGCUGGAACGCGCGAGAAUUGAAACCGGGAGAUGGAAAACUAAAAAUGAUGAUGCUGCUCGUUCUUAUGGAAAAGUUACGGACCAACGCGAACGUAAUUCCGUUGACGGCAGUGUAACGCAAAAAGCACACAGACAAGUUGAAAUAUUCCAAAGUAAAGAACCUGGCAGGUCUGUACAAGUUGUACGCGCGUCCCAAUGGUCGUCUUCUAAAGUUACCGAUGUUGAAAGUAUUCCUUCAAGCCAUGGAUUAAAUAGAAUAAAUGAUGAAUUAAAAAUAGAUAGUUGGAAAUUACCAUCUUUACGUGAUAUCCAUGCGGAACUAGAACGCGAUACUGAAUUACCUUCUAUUAGAAAUACAAUAAAUGAUAAUGUGUUUAAAAAAUGUACAUUAAAUAAAAAAAGUAACUCAGAUGAUGAUUUAUCGAUACUAAGUACUGGUGAUUCAUCAAAAAAUAAAGAAUCUUUUACACGCGAUUGUAAAAAUAGAAGAUCGUUACAAAUUCCCCCCAGUGUUAUUUCGAUAUCGUCGAGUACCAGUGAGGAAAAAAAUAUUCAAAAUGAUAUUUAUUCCCCGUUGUCUUCAGCAACUAGUGGGAACACAUCAGUAAUUAUUGGCGACAAAUCUCAUUACGGUUCACUACGAAAACCUCCAGUUCAAUCAUCACCACUACCAUCAUCUUCAUCGCGAAGUAAUCGCCCGGCAGUUACUGUAGUAAAUUUAAUAAACCCAUUGGAAAAAUAUCAAGAUGAUUUGAGAAGUAAAAAAAGUAUUGUGACACUUCGGUCUUCGCCGAUUGCUGAAGAAGAUUUGAAAUUAUUUAAUAGUAAUAAUAGUAAUAAACAAAUUGGUGCUAAAACAAAUUCAUCUGGUGAUGAAACGUCAUCGGCAAUAAAUUUACCUGGACGAGUUAAAAAAGUUGGAUUUUGUAAGACUGAGAUACAUUUUGCAGCCGAUUCUGGUAAAGUUAAUAUUGUUGAGACUGAUGGCAAACCACCGCCGACGAAUCGGUUUCGUCGACGCAAACGGAACCAUAAUUACUCAUCUGGACAAGCUGGUAGUUAUCCGAGACGAAUGAUUAUUAAGGAAAUACCACCUGAUGUUAAACAUAAUAAACUAACAGGUGAUGACGUAGGCGCUUACUCUGUUGUUGAUUUAGAGACCAAAAAAUUCUGGACACCUGAGCGUGAUGGUAAAAUUCAUACCACUAUGAUUAAUGUCAGAGACAAUGAAGAGUUAAAGAAAUCAAAAGAAUUAACAUCACCAAAAGUCGUAUCUGAAGUAAUAUCACGUCGAAAUAUUGAUCAAGUCGACAAUAAUACCGUAACAAAAGACGCUGAAAACAACCGCGUACUCUCAACAGUCGUUACAACUCACGAAUCCACAAUUGCACGCGUCGAAGACAAUGUUCCAAAGAUUAAAAAGCCAACUGAUGAUUUUAAUAAAUUCACUUCCUCAUUGCUACGAAGAAAUAAAAGUAAUGGAUUGAAACGUGCGUCGAGUGUCAAAAGUGACUCGGGCAAAAAUUCACUUAAUAAAAAAUCAAGUAAAGACAAAGACAAAGACAAAAAUAAGGAUAAAGAUAAAGAUUUAAAAGAUCCCGUGUACAUUAACGUAUUUCGAGCUAAUCGUACUCCCAUAUACGAAAAUUAUCAACCACCAGAAGAAUUGACAUCUGAACCCACCCACGGAACUGCAAAGGCAAUUGAUAAAAAAAAUUCAUUUAAAAUAUCGAAUAAACUAGGAAAAAGAUCUCCAGUAACUACAACACGUUUCGCAACGUGGAGUGGAUCCAUAGGAAAAUAUCCCCGUGAUUUAACGAAAGCUAAAGUUAUUAAAAAAGUAAAUAGUACUAGUAGUAAUAAUAACAGUAACAGUAGUAAUAACAGCAGUACAGAGACCGGUAAAUUACACCGGAAGUCAAGUCCUACGAGUGAGUCAAAGAGAUCAGAUAUUAAAACCGGAUCAAGAUCCAAGAAACCGAUGGAAGUUAUUUAUCGCACGGCUGUUUAUAACAUGAAGAAUGAAAAGUUGUCAAAGCCGACUAAAGGCAGAGACAGUAAAACCCCUCCACGUUACAUCAAUGAUCUCAUCUGCGGCAGCAAAACCAGUCGCCCGAGUAACUCAAAGCAUAAAGGCUCCAUUUCUCAGACUAACAAAGAAAUACAAACGAGCCACUGGAAAUAAAUGCUCAAUGUUAAUAUUAUUAUUAUUAUUAAUUUUUUUUUAAUCCGUUAAGAUCCAGUAAUAAAAUUAAUUCGUUAAUAAUUUAUGUUAAAUUUAUACGAAUAAUUUAAAUCUGUUAAUGCUUUUAAUAUAAGAGACUUAUUGAAAUGACAUUAGAAAAAGAUAAAUGAUGAU